UAAAUUCCUUUGUAAGGCUAUUAAAGGGUUAAAAGAUGUUUCUGAGCGUCAUAUGGGUACCACUAUGUCCAGUUAUAUCCAGUGUGUGAAUUUAAAAGUUAAUGUAACUUCAGAAUUAACUUCAGUGGUGCCUGGGAUUUGCUGUAAUCUGCAGAGAGCCUUUCUAAAUCCUGUGCUAGAUCUUAAGCAACAGGGUUCAUGCACCGCUACCUAACCUCAAAGGACUAUUAAAGGUGGUGUUGUGCAUCGCCUUCUCUCUCCACCUCGCUAACUGUGUGUACGGAGAGUCUCUACACGUUCGUGUUCACUCAGAGCAAACCUAUAUGUGACUAUACAUCGAGUGCUCUUCGUCGCUUAUGUCCAGCAGCGUUAGUCUCUAAGAGUUUGGAAAGGUUUUGCUCAGCUGAACUGAACACUAGAAGAUGUGGUGGAUGUUGUUUCCCCGAUGGAUCUGGUUUUUCCUUGGGCACGUCUGCGUUUUGCGCGUGCAUCUCCGGGUCCGGGCCAUGACUGUGUCCAAGGUGGUGUAUUCUCACGCCGGAAUGUGUCCUAAUGAGAUGAACCCGAACCUCUGGGUGGACGCGAUGAGUACCUGCAUGCGCGAGUGCCAGUCAGAUCAGGACUGUGAGACUUUUGAGAAGUGCUGUUUAAAUGUGUGUGGAAGCAAGAGCUGUGUGGCCGCCCGUUAUAGGGACAUGAAGGGAAAUAAAGGACCAGUGGGAAUGCCAAAAGAGGCCACAUGUGACAAGUUCAUGUGCACCCAGCAGGGUUCAGAGUGUGACAUCUGGGAUGGACAGCCUGUGUGCAAGUGCCGUGACCGCUGUGAGCGGGAGCCUCGUUUCACCUGUGCCUCAGACGGUAUGACCUACUACAACAAGUGCUACAUGGAUGCAGAGGCCUGUUCCAAGGGUGUCACCCUUACUGAGGUCACUUGCCGGUUCCACCUGUUGUGGCCCAACACCAGCCCUCCUCCUGAGGAAACGACUAUGCUUCCUACCACUGUUUACCUGGAAACUACCCCUGUGGAUAUCCAGGCUCCAAUAGUGAUCAGCAAUCCAGGGCAAAACAUUGUGUUUGUAGGUGAGACAGCAAGCUUCCUGUGUGAAGUAACUGGCAAACCCAAACCAGAGAUCACAUGGGAGAAACAAGUGGAGGGAAAAGAGAACACAGUCAUGAGGUCAAACUACGUACAAGGUAACAUAGUAGUGACUAACAUUGCUCAACUUGUCAUCUACAAUGCCCAGCUCCAAGAUGCUGGCAUUUAUACCUGCACCGCUAAAAACCUGGGUGGAUCUACACAGACGCACUUCAUGUUGUCUGUCAUACGUCAGGAUCAAGCCAUGAAUGAGAGCUUAGUGAAUUCCACACGUCUUCCUGCUGAGGAGUGUCUGAAAGCACCUGAUAUGGGUGACUGUGGAGAGGAAACCAUCAGCUGGUACUAUGAAGCCAAGCGGAACAACUGCUUCACCUUCACCUAUAGCCAGUGCAACAAGAACAGAAACCACUUUGACACGUACAAGUCAUGCAUGCUAUCCUGUGGAGCAGAACUAGCUGCCCCUUGCUCCCUCCCUAGUGUCCAGGGACCCUGCAAAUCUUAUGAGCCACGGUGGGCAUACAACCAUCUCCUCAAGAAGUGCCAAUCGUUUGUCUAUGGUGGCUGUGGUGGCAAUGAGAACAACUUUGAAAGUAAGGAGGCCUGUGAGGACAUGUGCCCCUUCCCCAAGAACCACAACUGCAAGCUGUGCAAGCCAAAACAAAGGAUGAUUACCAGCUUCUGCAAGAGUGACUUUGUGAUCUUGGGUCGCAUUACAGAACUGACAGAAGACCAAGAUUCAGGCCAUGCACUCAUCACAGUAGAUGAGAUCCUAAAGGAUGAGAAGAUGGGACUGAAGUUCUUUGGACAGGAACCCUUGGAAGUGACACUGCUCAACAUAGACUGGAGUUGUCCGUGUCCCAACAUCACUAAUGCUGAGGGCCAGCUGAUUAUCAUGGGGGAGGUGCACAAUGGGAUGGCGGUACUGCAGCCGGACAGCUUUGUGGGAGGCUCCAGCAGCCGUCGCAUACGCAAGCUCCGCGAAGUCAUCAACAAGAAGGCAUGUGCUUUUCUCAAGGAGAUUGGCAACACACAAUAGUAAUAAGCUCAUACUGAAAUGCAAUGGACUCUCUGAGACACAAUAAGUACCCGUUCCCACCAACCUUUUAGUAGGCAUCACAGUGAGCCACCAGCAUUAUCAUAUUACAUCAAGGCUUUCAGUUCCAUUCCAGUGUUUGAAUCAUGCAAACAAAAAAUAAAACAACAAUUAAUUCUGCAUUAAUGCAUACACGGUUAUCUCCACGUAAAAAUUAUCAUUGUUACUUAUUUACUCUGAACAUAACUGUUUUCAAGCACUUAUUUUGUAAAAAUUAAAAAAAAAAAUCUUUUCAUAUUUUAGUUGCACAAAUUGUGUGUGCUCUUAAAUCUGAACUCUAAUGACAGAAUGCCUUAUAGGCAAUUACUUAAGCUAAAUCCCAUGGCCUUUAUCUUAGUCAAUUAUGAAAAGGGCUCAAAUCUGCUGACUAACUUCAUUCUUCAUUCUUCCUUCUAUUUAUCACCAUGUCGGCUUGAAUCAAUAAAUGGCCUGUCCAGUUUA
Messenger RNA from Pangasianodon hypophthalmus (striped catfish), 2630 nucleotides. RefSeq names its product info WAP, follistatin/kazal, immunoglobulin, kunitz and netrin domain containing 2a (gene wfikkn2a). The transcript has 2 exons. Gene Ontology annotation, cellular component: extracellular region. Gene Ontology annotation, molecular function: protein binding; serine-type endopeptidase inhibitor activity. Lineage: Eukaryota; Metazoa; Chordata; Actinopteri; Siluriformes; Pangasiidae. The record is from RefSeq and is a predicted model, not a curated record. Bases 423 to 2132 code for a protein of 569 amino acids.